GAAAUAAUUUCGCCAGUGUCUCCAUUCCCACAAAAGGAAGACGGAGCGCGUGCGCCGAACCACUCGUUGCAGCCAUGGCCGCGUCCGAGCAGCCCCUGAAGAAGCGGAAGCUCUACGAGCCCCAACCAGAACCGCCCUCGACGCCGCCGCCCCCGCCCCACCAGCCGCCGCAGCCCCCGCCCCAAACCCUAGCUCACCCCGACCUCGCUCGGCCGCCUCCUGCUCCUCCUGCACCCCCGGGACCGCCGUCUCAGGAGGAAAUCAUCGUGAGGAGGAGGAACAGGGAAGAGGUCCGAGGCGUGUACGAGGCCUACAAGCGGAUUAGGUUUUGCAUUGGUCAGAAGGAGCCGCGCCUCGCGCCCGACUUGGAACAGGCUUAUCUGUCCAUCAUUACUGCUGCGCAAGGUUGUUCGAGUGUGCAACGGAUUGUGGUUGAUCUUAUUCCACGAUAUGCGUCAUACUGUCCAACUGCUCUUGAAGCCGCAGCAAAAGUCUUAGUCAACAUGUGCAAUUGGAACCUUACAAUUAUAACCAAGGGAGAGGAUGCUGAUGGAAUUGCAUUUCAGACUACUGAAGCCUGCAUUCUUGGUCUAGUUGAUGUUUGCCGCGCAGCUUCUUCAUCAGCAUCAACAUCAUCUGUUAUCCGAGGCAUAUGCACAGCCGUUUUCAACAAUGUGCUCAGCUUUUUCAUAUCCUCUUUUGGGGGAAGUAGUAUUAUCCAGAUCAUCGGUAAACAAAAUUUGAAGAUGCCAGAUUCCGAUGAAAUUUUUUCUGAGCUCAAGCUAACAUGUUUAGAAGGAGAUGAUUCUCCACUUAUUAGAUUGUCUAAGCUUCGUGCACUGAGUACUCUUCGGAUCUUCUUUGCUUGUACUAAGAACUUGCUCGAGGCAUGUUUUGAGCUCCUUAACUCCUCUAUAAUGGAAGGAACUCAAAAUGGAGGAUUUUAUUUCCUAAAUCAGGUAACGAGCAGGCUUGAUGCUGAUGAUGUGGCUUGCCUUAUGGAUAACUCAAGUGAUGAAGCUAAGUCAUGUACAGGUUCUGUUAGAACCAGCAGAGACACGAAUGAGGUUGUGAGUGCGGACCUACCAUUAGAUGGCGAAAGUUUUUCUAUGAAUGGAUCUUUAGUUCCAAAGAAUUGCUUGUUAGAACUGGCUAUCGCCAAGGAUUCAUCCUUGAGGAGUUGGAUUGUCAAGAUGUGCAAAAAAUUAAAAAGAUUGGCAUCUUCUAAAGCUAUGUCAGAAACAUUAUCUGCCUUUGAAGCCUGCUUAGAAUCUCUGAGCGAACUGGUCAACUUAGAAGAGAGUCUAGCAGAGAGUGAUGAAGAUGAUUCUGAUCCAUCCACAUCGUUUAAUGGACAUUAUUCGAGGCGCAGGUUUUCUAAUCAGUGUGAUAUCCCCAGCAAAUCAUCUUGGGAAGAUGACAAUGUAAGAUCUCAUAAUGGAUUGUGCGGUGAAGAUAUUACCAAUAAAUUCCCUAAUCGACGUUUAGAGCCUCAGGCUUGCGCAGUUCCUCUAGAGACGGAUCAUCAUUUUAAGAUUGGCGAUCGUGGUCGCUCAGGAUCCCAAUCCUUGGGCCUUGAGAUUGUAGAAAAUGGUGAAUUUUCGGGUAGUAUAUCUUCUUGCACACCCAGAGAUGUGCCCGAGCGCCACUUGCUUUCACCUGGUAGCAGAACCCCGUUAUACUUCAGGACUAAUUCAUUUAAAGGCAGGAAUGACUUCUCUAAUAUUGACUCUAAUCACGUCCCUAAAGCAGAGGCAGCCUCACCUCACAUGAGACCAUCUGCAGGAAGUGCACCAAAUAGGUUGACAUCCCCUAAAGGUAAUUAUGCAGCACCAAGUGCCUUUCCGAGUCAAAUAGUUUGGUUCUCAGAUGGUGAACCGGCAGCUAUGGAUGUAUACUCUGCUUCUAAGCAGCUGUGGGUGGGUGCUUUGGGUCCUGAUGUAUCUGAAGCUCACGUGAGAUUUGAGGCAGAUAAAUUUGGUCCUGUCGAACAUUUAUUUUUCUAUCCUAGAAAACGGUUUGCACUGGUUGAGUACAGAAAUAUCAUGGAUUCUAUUAGGGCUCGGAAUCAUAUGCGAAGACAUCUUCCAUGGUGCAUUAAAUUUUUGGAUAUAGGACUAGGAACUCGUGGAUCUGUAAAUGGUGUAGCAGUUGGUUAUAGCAAUUUUGUUUAUAUUGGGAAUGUUUUGGGCCCGUGGAUGAAGGACGAGUUAUUGAAUGAAUCAAGGAAAGCACUUUACAAAGGCCCUUAUACAGUUACAGAUUUAGGCAAUGAAGGUGCGAUGCUACUGGAGUUUGAAACUCCCGAGGAAGCUUCUGCUGUGAUGACUCAUCUAAGACAGUAUCGAAUGGAAAUGAUCAAAUGCCUGCCACCCGGCCCAAGUAAUUUUAGGAUAUCUCCCGUGGAUACUCCUGGAUCUUCGAGAAGCAAUAACUAUGCAAGCUUUUCUAACAAUAACGGUGGCUCACCUCAGUCUCAGACAGUGCCUCAGAGCCCUGCUGGCAGCUCUAUGAUGUCUCGGCUACUUUCUCUACUCUCUUCAUUGCGUUCGAAAUAUAAUGUAGGAAACUGGCAAUCUGCAACCUUGAGAGGAGAAAAUAAAAUGCCAUCAAGCACUCUUUGGAUACAGCAUCCUCCGAAUGCCAACUCCUACAUUGUGGAUGAUGAAAUAUUGGCCAUUUGCAAACUUGCUAUUGGCAAUGUAGGCUCCAUCAUUCAGGUAACCCGCAAUAAUACGCAUGUGGGAUGUGGCUGGGUGGUUGAGUGCAGCAGCGUUGAUGCUGCUAUUUCUGUUUUGAGAAAUCUUCAGGCCUGUCCUCAGAUGUUCCUUCAGAUUGAAUUCAGUCAAUUGGAAAAGCAACAAGUCCCUCCUGUCUCAUUAAAUCCAGAGAGUAGUUCAAUGGGUUUAGUCUCCCCAAGGUUGAGACCUGAAAACAAUGGAACCGCUGUACAAGCUGCGCGCUGGGAUGCUUCUGGUGGUGCUGAGCAGAACACGGUGGUCGAUUCUUCACAGUGUGGUCCACCUUUGGUUUCUUGUACUAAUGAAGGAGCAUGGAUGUACAACAAGCCUGAAGCAGAACAGCAGUCAGCUCCUGGGAGUAUAUCAUGCAUGCCAAUCACAGUGCAAGGACCUGUUCUUCCGCCUCAGCAAAUUCCGGCAUCUCCAUACAUGAGACCCAUGUAUUUUGCCCCGCCCAAUCCAUGGGAUGUACGAGGUUCUAGUCACCACAUGCCUUUGAAUCCAAUAACAGGGUCAGUGCAAAGUAAUUUUCAAACCAACGCUGUUGCUGCCCCUUAUCUUCCUCCUUCUGUGACCCCUCUGGCGCAGAUACAGGGAAACUUGGGUAGGAAUGACCAAACUUUUAUCCCUCCUGUGCCUUUGACAUCCCAGCCACCUCAGCCUGAUAUGCCACCUCCGUUACCUCCAUCUCCCCCUCCUUUACCUCAAUCGCAACCACCUUCAGCCCCCCCUCCACCAAAUUCUCCUCCCCCUCCUCCGCCUCCUCCCCCUGUUGGAGAAUCCUCCAAUGAGAAAAGGUCAGGACAUGAUCCUCAGUACAAGUGGCUGGGAAAAUUAUCUAAAAGUGGGGUUCAUUACUGCACAAUUCAUGCAUUCAGAGUGGAUUCAAAUACGUGCAAAUAUUCAAAUGGCCUCUCUGAACCUACUGAGUGGCCUGUCAAACUAGAUAUGACAAAACGUACUGAUUUUCGGCAUGUAAGGACGACAUUUACCAGUACUCCGCCACAUAGGAGAGAAGUGUGCCAGCUGAUUCCGUCUUCUGCAGCUGACCAUAAAGGCUUUCAGGAUUUUAUAUCAUACUUGAAGCAGAGGGACUGUGCCGGAGUUAUUAAAAUUCCUGCCGUAAAUUCUAUAUGGGCAAGGCUCCUGUUUAUUCUUCCUUAUUCACAGGACAUUUGUUCUCUGCUCUCAAUCGCUCCUAAUCCGGUCGACUGCCUUCUUGUGUUGGUUUUGCCGAAAGAAACGAACUUUGAGUGGGUGUGAUCUUAUUAAGUUAUUGGCAGUUUGAGAGCAUGUACAUUAAUGCCUUGCAGAUGGUUGCUUCACAUUUUUGUGUGACUUGUAAUGAGGAAAGGCGCUACCCAGAAAAGUAAAUUCUGUUGGAUUGGCAAUCGUCUGUGCCAUUGUGAAUGAGGGAUAAGAUCCGGCUCCAAUGAUGCUCGACAGCAUGUGGGGGGAAUUAGUUUAACCAGUUCUGUGUACAUUGUACCUUGUACAGCAACCAUCAUGAAAAAAAUUUUGCUUCCUGGUAUCAGCAGGUACUCCUGGAACUUAAAGAUUGCUUGCUGUUUAAGUUUAUGGGGAGCUUUCAGGUCCUCAGGAUCUGAUGGCACACUUUUGAACUUUUCUAGUUGAUUAAAGUAAAAUAUACUUGAGGCUUGCAAACUGUCUAGCAUUACUGUGGCUGGAGGUAAGAGUUAAUGUUUGACUUAAUGGGGCAAUAUUUGCAAUCUGCUUUUACGUGAAGAACCAUCUGCUUUCUUUUGAAAUAGAAGUUUUGAAUCUUCCUUUAAGACUUAGAUAUAUAUGGCUUCUUAUCUAGCUACCGGGCUGAUAGUUGCCCUUUGAGGUUUGCUUUGUGAUAUCCCAUGUGGAUCCUCUGACUAAGAAGGAUUAGUGCCCACUGACAAUUGGCAGAAGAGAUUUAGUAUUGUGGCCGUGUCGUGCAGCAGAGACUAUCGAUGACCACCAAUCUUUUUGUGCUAUAUACCACAUGUUUUAACAGUCUGGUACAUGCACAUAGUAAUUUAGUGGACUUCGUUGGCUCUUUUCUUCCUGAGUACAUUGUUUUUUUCUUAGGCAACAUGAUUUUGAUGGAUGAACAGAUUUUUGUUGAUGCGUGUUUGCAUUUUGAUUUUAACACUGUGAUAUGAGUUGAUUUACAUUAUUCUUGAGGAACUGUUGCAAAGAAAAAUUGGAUCUUUCCCUUGAGGAAUAGGAAAAUAGAAGGAAGCGAUGGUAUACCCAGCAUGAAUGGAUUUUAAGGUCAUAAGAUGGGUUCUUCUUGUCUACCUACCUCCGAGGAUUAUGGUUCCCUCUUACGUGGAAUGACUUCUUGUGUCAGGUUUCCUUAACAAAGAAAUAGAAGUGUUUCAGAUUCUAUGUCCUUGUAGUUACAUUGUAUUUCCUUCCUUCUGUACUCACUUGUAAAUGUUGUGAAGAUUGAGAACUGAAAAGGCCCUGGUACAGCAGUCUCUAUUGUGGCCCGGCAUGUUUGGGAGAAUGGAAGGCUGCCCACAGUCGAAGAAGAAAGUCUUUAACUGAUCCUUCCCUGUUCUUUUGACCUGGCGAAAUCACUAUCGCAUUCAUUCUGGCUGCAAGAUGUUUUGCUCGUGUGACGCGGAUGGAAAAGAGAAGUUCUAAUGGAGGGAGUUGUUUGUACUUUUAUCUAGAUCAAGUUCAAGUUCUUAUAGAAGGUGUCUCAGACUAGAUCUUUUCUCGAUUUAGUAUUAUGUCUGUAUUGCCAUUGUUCAUAUCUUUAGCAUGGAAAUCAAUCUGACCCUUUCUUUUUCUGUUAAGUUGGAGACCGUGCUCGAUGGAUGAGAACAUGCGAGUCGAUGAAGCAGAAACGCUUUCACUCGCCCCCUCUCUGUAAAUCUACGAACUCGUGUCGUCACUUGCUUGUCCUAGAAGUUGUGGGAUGCUGAAUCGGUAAGUGGGGUAUGCCUAUAAUUCCUUAUGCGGUUCUGUCACAGUUUGUAUCGCCGUUCAAUUUAUGGCUUAAGCUAGCGGUCAGAAAAUUCUUAUGCGUAUCAGGCAAUUAAUCCAUGACAAUUGCUAUAUUCAAAGGCGUUGCGUUCGAUCUC
Messenger RNA from Rhodamnia argentea, 5827 nucleotides. RefSeq lists its product as uncharacterized. Gene Ontology annotation, molecular function: nucleic acid binding; ubiquitin binding. NCBI's taxonomy places the organism in Eukaryota, Viridiplantae, Streptophyta, Magnoliopsida, Myrtales, Myrtaceae. The transcript is spliced from 8 exons. Bases 75 to 4004 code for a protein of 1309 amino acids. The record is from RefSeq and is a predicted model, not a curated record.